Messenger RNA from Thermothelomyces thermophilus ATCC 42464, 953 nucleotides. RefSeq lists its product as uncharacterized. The annotation marks the transcript as partial. The transcript has a single exon. The record is from RefSeq and is a predicted model, not a curated record. NCBI's taxonomy places the organism in Eukaryota, Fungi, Ascomycota, Sordariomycetes, Sordariales, Chaetomiaceae.
UCCGUCGGCUCUACUAUCUCGCAGAGGGGCCAUCACACAGGACACUCACCCUCCCCCGACGCCUGCAACAAUCCUCGCUUUCGCAGUCGACACUCCCUUGGAGGAAACCAAUCCCUUUUUAUCAUAAGUUGAGGCGUCAACUCUUUCUCAGCGUCUUCCAGCCCAUCAACCCGCCCACCACUUCUCCCAAGCCAGCCACUACUCGUAAGCCCAAUCUCUACGUCCCGCGGCGGCAGGGAAAGACGAAGAGCCAGCCGCACGCUCCGCGACACAACGGCAGAUACCCUCCUCCCGAGCCCCCCGCGCAGCACUGUGUCGGCCCGCUCGCUCAUGCCACUCGCCUUCCUGAGGAGGAGGUUCAUCCCGCCAUCACCCCCCCUUUCGCCACGACGAUCUCCUUCUCCACCACCACCAGCAGCAGCAGCAGCGUCAAGACCACCACGACCAACGAUGGAUUUCUCCCCGUAACCGAACAAAGACCGUCCGUUCUCUGCCUCAGUACGGCAGCGGGGAUGCCAAUCUCCCACAUCCUCCUCCCGCCCGCCUCCUUUCUCCUCUUCCCCCGACCCCAGCCCCCAUCCGCCACGGUGCUCAUCACCACCACAACCACUGCGACAGGCCCUCUUCCCUCCCGCCAGCCGGCGCCGCCUGGCCGACACAAACACCGCCAGCAGGAAGAGGACGACCGUGAGGACGGCGGCCGAGGUGACUAGGACGAUCUGCAGCGGAGAAGGGUCGCCCGGGGUCGCGAGCGUCCUUACCUCCGCCCUGGCUUGGGCAGGGGCUGGGUUGACGGAGCGGGAGCGGGGACUUCUGCGUCCCAUGAUGUUGUCGUUGGCUGUUUGUGUUUGCUGUUGCGUAGAUGUCUGGAGUGAUGCCGAGGGGGUUGCUGGUCGUUGAUCAGUUAUUGUCGUUGUUGCUAUUUGGACACACGGUCGUGGUUCGACGGGCUA